UUCUUUCUUUACAAUAGUUUAGUUUCUGAGCCUGUGGGCUCUUCGUAUGGGCUCCGGUGCAGUCGUGGACUUAAAAGUGGAUCCGAUCCAACUACCAUUUGGGCUUCGGUUUUGGAUAAAUCCGAUCCACAAAAAUCCACCUCACCUCCUCUCUUCUUCCUCACUCAUCAUCAUCCCUUCACUUCCCCCUAGCCUUAUCGGGAUAACACGAAGAAAAGAAAUCCAAAGAAGCAAAGAAAGAAACGAACAAGCCAUGGCGGCUUCUGUAUCCAUAAUGUCGUCGCCGGCGUGGAUGCCGGCGUGCAGAAACGCCCAAUCCUCACCUCGUGGAUCCGUCUCCGCUUCUCUCUCCCUCUCCACCGUCAAGAGGAAUUUCUCCAUGAAUGCCGCUUCCCGCUCCACAUCUCGCUCCGGCCUGCUCCACUGCUCUUUCCUCUCACCUCCGACAUCCUCCUUCUCAGGUCUGUCUUUGGGAACGGUGGAUUUGAACUCCGGCGAAAAAUCGAGAAAGCGGGGCGGCGGCCUGGUGGUGAGAGCAGGGAAGGCUGCGCUUUGCCUGACCAAGAGGAACAGGUCGAGGAAGUCUCUGGCGAGGACUCAUGGUUUCCGGCGACGGAUGAGAACGACCAGUGGGAGGGCGAUUUUGAAGCGCCGACGGGCAAAGGGGCGCUGGGUCCUCUGCACAAAAUCGAAUCCGAACAGCGGCAAAGCUUCCUAAAAACUGCCUAAUUUUGUUCCAGUUGUUUUGCUGGGUGGAAGACAAGGUGAUUGACAUUUCCCUGUAUUGUAUUUCGACUCCAAAGUUCGUUCAUGGUUCCAUUUUUAAUAUUUAAUUUUUGAAUGAUACAUGAUAAUGAAAAUUUUCGCCUAUCCGUUUAGAUUCCAUAUGAAAAAAUUUCAUUCGAAUAGCUU
Messenger RNA from Linum tenue, 912 nucleotides. Lineage: Eukaryota; Viridiplantae; Streptophyta; Magnoliopsida; Malpighiales; Linaceae. The record is from the annotation of a GenBank genome assembly.